Porites evermanni is the source of this 1614-nucleotide messenger RNA. Lineage: Eukaryota; Metazoa; Cnidaria; Anthozoa; Scleractinia; Poritidae. The record is from the annotation of a GenBank genome assembly.
AUGGUGCGAGUUCUUUUGUUUCACUACUUUAAAUCUCAAAGAGUUUUCUUCGAUUCCUUCCAACCAACAUCCAUCACUUCAACGAAAGACUAUCUGUUUCUUGCAACUGGAGAAAUGAAAGUGUUGGUUUACUCGCUCGAGCUGCCUAAUUUCCCUCUGUUUUGCCAGUUUCCUACCAUUUCCAAACCUGUAAAUUUGAUCUGCAACGAGAGAGCAAAAUGCGUUGUGACUAUCGAAAGGAAAACGGAGAGACGAAGAUCACGUCGAAGUGCGUCGACUCAUUCCCGAGCGUACUUCAACUGGUUCAAAGCUAAUCUAGAGGAACCCGUACGCACGUAUGUGGCAGGGCAUUCUCUAAAGCAAAGCCAGGAGGCUGAGGAAGCUGCAAAGGCAUUUCUUGCCCUAGAAAUUCCAACUCAAUUUAAUGUUAGUGAUAUUUGUUGUUGUCCUACAAGCGGUAAUGUUGCUAUUGCUGGUGAGACCAGAGUCAGCUUGUUUAGGUGGAACAGAUAUCCGCAAUCUGAAGGAUCAAAUACUGGUACAUUAUCAUGUGACCUAGAACACUUCUUAGACAUUGAGCCAAGUAUGUCUAUAAAAGGCCUGGCAUUGAGCGAUUCAUAUUUAGCCCUAAGAUCAAAUUUAGAUGUGCAAGUCCUCAAGUUGGUUUUCAUGUUGGAGCGAGAGUCCAUGCCCCCAAGUGGAAGAGGAAAGCUGUCCAGCCACAGUGCAACUUUGCAAAAUAGGUAUGCCUUAAAACAGCAGUCUGUCACCUUCCUGCUCCCCUCCCCACCUUGACACACACUUUUGCUUUCAACAAGCUGCCUAUCUUGAGAUCAGGUGACUAGUUGUUUGAGCCAUGAAAUAAAAAUUCUCUCUCCCACCCCACCCUCUCGAUGAAGAGGUAGCACUAAAAAACCCUGCACGUAAGUCUUGCAUGCUACACCUCCUACAACCUUUUAAUUUACAUGUAAAUUUGAACCUCCAGUAAGUCACCACUAAAAGUGUCAAAAAUGGUAGUUGAUUAUAAGAGGUUGUUUACUACUAGAGGCUACAGUCCUAAUGGAUCAUAAUGCUUUGACUGGGAAAACUGGAAAAUGAUAGGGAUCAAACCAGCAGGAGUCUAUUUUGAGGAGGUGUUCUUUUAGCGGCCUGCCAGUAAGAGGGAAUUGACUAUAGAUCAUUAUAAUUUAUGGAUGGAACUAUUUCCUUGUUGACAGGGCAACAACAUCUGGACAUGUAGAUCAAACCCAGGACUAUAAUCAAGCAAAUGAUGACAACUGUACAUUGUGGUCAUUUGAUGAUUGUUCACUAUUAUUCCUUUCAUCUAAACAACCCUCUGUGAAGUCACCAGAUCAGGAUUUUAUGUUUCCAACCAUAAGAAAGGAAAAGGUUUUUAAAGACUGCUUACCAGAAUGUAAAGAAGUACUGGGGCCAGUUUCAGAUGUACCUGGGCACCCUGUGACUGUGGUAUUUGGUGGACUCUUUGGUAUUGGUAUUGCUGUGGAUAGACCCAUGUUAAAGGUGAAAGGAGUUACCAUGCUGUAUCGACGCUUCAGAGCUGAGCAGCUAAGCAAUGAUGGCAAUGAUGCAGCAACUCUUCACACCUUGCAGCUU